AUGCCAAACUCAAAUCCAAGGAAACCCGGUGCAAAUUACGCAUACCGUCAACAGCAUGAUUAUAACGGGAUGAACGCUAUGGUAGGAAAUCAAAUGAUGUACCAUCCUGUCGAUUUCAUCAACGGUGUCGGCCAAUAUGGCUCCUCUCAACACCCAGCAUAUUACACCAACUCACCAUUGCCUAAUGUCCCUCCGACACCCUUUGAUACUGCGUAUGGUGCUAGCCUUUUGCCAUCGCAUUUGUUGAUGGGGUCGCCGUUUGUUUCCUCGCCUAAUAUGCAAGGUGGCUAUAGCCCUGCAAGAUCAUCUAAUCUUAAGAGGAAAGCUUAUUCGAGGCCUGUUUCGAACCAAAACGGUUAUAACGGCAACAGCAGCAAUCACAACCACAGUGGUAAUGGGAUGAUGACCCCUUCAAAUUAUUAUAGAAACGGAAGGAAUUCAUCCUCGAGGAAUAAUAACAGUACGAGAAAUGUUAGUCACAACAAUAAUAAGGGGUGCGACACCAGGAACAGCAGUGGGAGAAGAGCAUCCUCCAGAAGCAACAUUUUUGAUGAGAUAAAUCCUGAAAUCCUCCUACAAAGGCCUUUUCGCAUUAAUUACAAGAUUCUACCGACUGGUGAUGAUGCCUAUAGAACUAGAUCGUUGCUUAUUGAAAAUGUGGAUCGUUCUACCGAUUUACACUCCUUAGUCAAGAAUUUUGUCAAAUUUAAUACUUUGGAAAGCGCCUAUUUUGUCGACAAUGAUAAGAAUGAUGAUCUAGAAGAUGGAGAGACAGAGAAUCUAUCUGUUUUAAUAAGCUUUUUGACCAGAAGCGACUGUCUGAAUUUUUAUAACAAUAUUUUACAAAGGUUAUCAGAGUUCAAGAUAUUCUUGAAGUCCAAGUCACUAAAUUUGAAAUUUGUCUGCCUAAACUACGAAUCGGAAUGUCUCUCUACCUUUGUUGAGGGUGAGAAGCCGAAGGAAGUCGACGAGCAAGUUCAUGCCGCCAAUGACUCGAUGAUGAUCAGCGCUUCGCUGCAUCAUGAUGUAGAGAACAAAGAUGCCACAAGAUCUAUUAUCAUUGAAUUCAAAAGCGCUUUGGAAAAAACCGAAUUAUUCAGAAAGAGACUACAGUUUUUAGACGAGUCUAAAAACAAAAGAUACAUCUUAGAAUCUAUUGAUUUAGUCAACACAGAUGUACCUUCAAAUCAAUUUCCUGAAAACUACGCUGUACUGACAUUUUUGAACAUUUUUAUGGCGGUCGAAGUUCUCGACUACUUGAAAAAGUUCUCCAAAAGUUUAGAAAUUUCCAAAUGUUUUUAUGUAUCUCUAACACCUUUGAUGGUUAGCUCAACCAGGUCUUCGGUUGCCAAUAUUUACGAAAGCAAAACGACCACACGUCGUUUAUCAGUACCAUCUGUUCCCGCUGGGAUCAAGAAUGAUAACAACAAUAAUAGCAAUAAAGGUAACAUCAGCAGCAUCAACGCGCAAAAUAAUAACAGUAGUAUUGGGUCGUCCAUAUAUGGAAACUCUAAUAUAAGUUUAACUAGUCUUUCGUCAUCUGUUUCCUUGAAUGAAGAGAUUGAUCUGCUUACGACAAAACUUCAAGGAAUAGAACUUGAUGGAACCAGUUUAGAAAUCACCUCUCAUGACUAUUCAACACCAACCAUCAAUGAACAUUCUACCCAUCUGAGUAAUAUUAAAAUUUCAAAGACUGUAGAAAAUUCCAGGCAUUUCCCCCAGGACAUUCCAUCGCCUUUGCCACUAAAUGAACAAAUGUUCAUGAAUGACUCCAAUCAAUCAAAUGGAGCGGUAAUACCUCAACAAUUGAUAGCCGCACCUUCUCCGCUAUCUUCCAAUCUACAAAUUAACCAAAGAGUACUACCAAACGCAAUAACUCAGAGCUUGGAGCAAAAUUUCAAUGUUUCUGCCAAGGUGGCUUCAUCAAUGGGCUCGGAUGUUGGCAAUAGAACGAUUUACAUCGGAAAUAUCAAUCCAAGAUCUAGAGCUGAGGAUAUAUGUAAUGUCGUUCGCGGAGGGAUUCUUCAGAGCAUAAAAUACAUACCUGAGAAGAGGAUAAGUUUCGUUACUUUCAUCGAAGCUCCAUCUGCUGUGCAAUUCUAUGCGAAUUCUUUCAUUGACCCGAUAGUAUUACAUGGUAAUAUGUUAAGAGUAGGAUGGGGGCAUUAUUCUGGUCCUUUACCAAAAUCGAUUUCAUUAGCUGUAACCAUUGGGGCAAGUAGAAAUGUCUACGUCAGUUUGCCGGAGUUCGCAUUCAAGGAAAAGUUCAUUCACGACCCCCAAUACAAACAGUUGCAUGAGACAUUGGCCUUACCAGACGCAGAACAAUUAAGAGAAGAUUUUAGUACUUAUGGUGAUAUUGAACAGAUUAAUUAUUUGAGUGAUAGCCAUUGCUGCUGGAUAAAUUUCAUGAAUAUAUCAUCUGCGAUAGGUCUUGUUGAAGAAAUGAAUAAAGAAUCGAUGGCACAUCAUGACGGUGGUGAAGUGAUAGUGAAGACGGCAGGUGAGGAAAAAUUUGAUGGACGUUAUAAAGGGCUUUUAAUAAACUACGGUAAGGAUCGUUGUGGUAAUAUAAAUAAAAAUUUGGUAGCAGGUAAAAAUUCAAGAUUUUACAAAAAAGUUAAAAGGCCGAGCUAUAACAUACGCUUGAGUAAGCUAGAGGAAAGAAGGAGACAAAAUGAAAACGAUAAAAAGGAGUCAUUUGACAAAGUUUUGAAUUUGGAAUCCCUAGGAAUUAGUCUUGACCCACAUAAGGAUGCUGGGAUCGGUGUAAUAGAAACCGAGAACAUUACAGGCGACGAGAUUGAGAGUGAGAUAGAGGCUGAAAAUGUAAACGAUAACGAAACUACGGGUCUAGGUGGGUUAGGUCUUGGAGUAGCAAAUUGUGACGUGAAGCGCGCGACUUCAGAUGAAACCGAUUAUGAAGAAUUGUUCAACAAAUCUUCCGGAUCUUCUGAUUCGUCAUCAGACAUUGAGGUCAUAAUGCAUUCCCCGAGCGAUCCUGAAUAUGCUUUAAAGUCACAAACCUUAAGGAGUUCGAGCCAAACAGUCAUCAAUAGCAAAAGACCAGUGAAAGUAGAAGAUGAGGAUGAUGUAGGGAUAUCGCAGCUCAAUCACAGAUCAUCGUUGCGACAGGCUCCUCCAAGGGCUCCUUCAACGUUGUCCUAUGAUCACCUGAAGAAGAGUGAAACAUCAUUUCAAGACAGCAGAAAUGCAGAAACUGCAAACAACAGGGAAAGGAAAAGAGGUUCUCUACCAAGGCAUAGAACAAUACCGGGAUCGGAUGUCAUGGCGCAGUAUCUCGCACAAGUGCAACAUUCUACGUUUAUGUAUGCUGCUAAUAUUCUCGGUGCCUCCGCAGAAGACAACGCGUAUUCUGAAGAAUAA
Saccharomyces kudriavzevii IFO 1802 is the source of this 3387-nucleotide messenger RNA. RefSeq names its product Nab6p (gene NAB6). Gene Ontology annotation, cellular component: cytoplasmic stress granule. NCBI's taxonomy places the organism in Eukaryota, Fungi, Ascomycota, Saccharomycetes, Saccharomycetales, Saccharomycetaceae. The coding region runs from base 1 to 3387 and encodes 1128 amino acids. The transcript has a single exon. Gene Ontology annotation, molecular function: mRNA binding. The record is from RefSeq and is a predicted model, not a curated record.